GCGCGAGCGGGUGUCGCCACGGGACGAGCCAGUGUCGCGAGCUGCCGCCGGCCGGCGCGUUAUGGACGUUGCAUGAGCGGGCGCGAGCGCGACCGCUGGAGCCGACGGGCACGCCGGUCGUGGAGCGCGCGCCGUGGGCCCCGGGCGGCGCGGGCAUGCGCUUCGAGGGAGCGGAGCGGCGCGACGCCGUCGCGUUUCACCCGCUGCUGGCGCCGCGGCCGAGUGACUUCUCGGUGUCGGCGCUGCUGACGGCGGGCGCGCUGCCUCAUCCGCCGUACCUGCCAGCCGCACUAGCCGCCGCAUUGUCCGCGCCCUGCCCGCUACUGAAGCCGCCGCCGCCGCCUUAUGCGCCGCUGCCCCCCGACGACGACGGCGUCGUCGACGACCCUAAGGUCACCCUCGAGGGCAAGGACCUCUGGGAGAAGUUCCACAAGCUGGGCACCGAGAUGGUGAUCACCAAAAGUGGCAGACAAAUGUUCCCACAAAUGAAGUUCCGCGUGUCUGGACUAGACGCGAAGGCGAAAUACAUUCUAUUACUGGACAUCGUUGCAGCCGACGACUACCGAUAUAAGUUCCAUAACAGCCGAUGGAUGGUAGCCGGCAAAGCAGAUCCAGAGAUGCCGAAACGCAUGUAUAUUCACCCUGAUUCGCCGUCUACAGGCGAGCAAUGGAUGCAGAAGGUCGUCUCCUUCCACAAACUCAAAUUGACCAACAACAUCAGUGACAAACACGGAUUCGAGCUCAUCUAUAGCCAAAGCCAACGGAUGUUAUCAAAGAUGCUGUGGCCCAACCCCGCCCCUACCGCCCGAGACCCCUACUCUGAUCAUUUGUGUGUUACGCAGACGAUCCUCAACUCUAUGCACAAGUACCAGCCCCGGUUCCACCUCGUGCGAGCCAACGACAUCCUGAAGCUGCCAUACUCGACCUUCAGGACUUAUGUCUUCAAGGAGACCGAGUUUAUUGCUGUCACUGCUUAUCAAAAUGAGAAGAUUACUCAACUGAAAAUCGAUAAUAAUCCGUUCGCAAAAGGCUUCCGGGACACGGGGGCCGGCAAACGGGAAAAGAAUGGAAAAUUGCUCAAUGAUAACACGAGUAGUCUGUCGGUGUACCGCAGGCAGGCGUUGCUGACGGCCCGCGCCGACGCCAGAGACGAUGACGACGAACGUCCCCUCGACGUCGGUGGACCUUCUAGUCCGCCUCCGCCACCGCCGCAGCAACAUUCUACCACUUCAUGGUUCAGUACCAGCAGUGGCGGCGGGAGCGGAGGCGGCGGCGGCGGGGGUGUCGACUCCGGCAACGAGGAAGGCAUAGAAGCCGGAUCGGAUUCCUCCUGCUCAGGCAGCGCCAGACCUGCCUCACCCCCCGCAGGCCCCUCACGGCCUUCACCAGCCCCUGACGUCUCUCUAGGUCCGCCUGUACAACCGCCGUUACUACCCUACCUCUACCCGCCGUCAUUGUACCCGCCUCCAUUCUUCCCACCACAUCAAAUGCCGCCAGGACUACUGUUCAAUCUCCACCCCUUACUGCAGCAGUACUCGCUGCCACCGCCGCCUGGUCUCCCGGCGCCUCACGCGCCCGCCCCGGUACCGUCACUGGCGAAGAUGCACAGGUUCGCGCCUUACGCGCUACCUGGCCUUGGGUCGGCGUUUGAACAAGUAGCGCCUCGCGCUCGUAGUCUAAGCUCGUCUCCUGCGCGGCCGAGGCCCGGUUCUCCGCCUGCACGUGCCGCUUCGGCUGACCCUCCACCCGAUGCUCCAAGUUCUACGACAACGGGCUCAGCAGCGACCCCGCCUGCGUCUGACCUGAAAAGCAUUGAACGCAUGGUAAACGGGCUGGAUGUAGAGACGCAGGACUGAUUCGCGCCCGCGCAAUGUACAUAGCGUGUAUUUAUAUCGAGAUAGCGCCGUCGCUUCGGCCCGAUCGCUCCGUAGGCGGGGGCAUCGUUUUGUAUCGUUCCUAUUUUGUUUUCUGUCUAUUCGGGUCGAUAUUCGUAUACUGAUGUAAAUAGUUAAGCUUGUUAGACGAUUACGUGUUCGCUGACCGGAAUGUUACAUGGUCACC
Molecule: messenger RNA, 2061 nt
Organism: Hyposmocoma kahamanoa
Lineage: Eukaryota; Metazoa; Arthropoda; Insecta; Lepidoptera; Cosmopterigidae
Gene: bi
Product: optomotor-blind protein
Exons: 8
Coding region: 156-1856 (566 amino acids)
Biological process (GO): positive regulation of DNA-templated transcription; cell fate specification; regulation of transcription by RNA polymerase II
Cellular component (GO): nucleus
Molecular function (GO): DNA-binding transcription factor activity, RNA polymerase II-specific; RNA polymerase II cis-regulatory region sequence-specific DNA binding
Source: RefSeq, a predicted model, not a curated record